Molecule: messenger RNA, 1996 nt
Organism: Oryzias melastigma (Indian medaka)
Lineage: Eukaryota; Metazoa; Chordata; Actinopteri; Beloniformes; Adrianichthyidae
Gene: rassf1
Product: Ras association domain family member 1
Exons: 7
Coding region: 360-1430 (356 amino acids)
Biological process (GO): Ras protein signal transduction
Cellular component (GO): microtubule cytoskeleton; nucleus
Source: RefSeq, a predicted model, not a curated record
GAGAGAGGAGCCCGCGCGCCUCAGGAGGAGGAAACAACCCGCGCGUGUUCAUCUGCCGUGUCCUGUGAGCGCGCGCGCAGAGGGGAAUCCUCCAGCGAUGCCGCUCCUGUCCUGUCACGCACGAGGGGAUUAAAAACGCCGUAAUCCCACCGUCAGUGUGCAUGCGCAAACUCCGGCGCGCGCGUCGUCUGCCCGCUGGUCAUUCAGUGAUUUUCCUCCAGGAAACGUCUCAAACACCCGCAGGUGUGACGUGAACAGUCCCGUCAGGCCUCAGAAACGUCCUCACCGACGAUGCAAACCAGCAGCUUCUUCGCUGGCUCCACAUCUGUCCUCAUCCGAGACACGUGAAGCUCCGCACCAUGUCGAAAUGUGAGCUGAUCGAGCUGAAGGACCUCAGUCUGAAUGAUCCCAUCGAGCUGGCGGCUCCGUCGCCGCCGCCCGUACGCUCCGGUCAGACCGGCCUCCAGCAGCACCACGUCGUCCGGCUGGUUGGAGACAGCGUCAACAUCGAGGCUGCCGUCCGCCGUCCAGAGGAAGGCGCUCUCGGUCACAGUUUCCAGCCCUACAGCUACACACACCUCACCUGGUGUGACCUUUGUGGGGAGUUCAUCUGGGGUCUUUAUCAGAAGAGUUUGCGCUGCAGCAAUUGCAGUUACACUUGUCACCAUCGCUGCCAACCCUUCAUCCAGCUGGACUGCAGCGCUCGGGGAAGCGUUUUCACAGAGAGUUAUACGGAUGACUCCAUUGAGACUGACACAAACGUGGAUGAACAGAUUACAGUGGGUUUGCAUGAUCUGAGUACUGCAGAGAUUCAGCAAAGGGUCAAAGAGUACAACGCUCAGAUUACCAAUAAUCUGUAUAUGGUGGACAACAAAGAUGGCUCCUUCACUGGUUUCAUCAAAGUUCACUUUCAGCUGGCCCGCCCCGUCUCACUGCCUCCUCCUCCUCAGUGCCAGAGCGUGACGCAGGAGGAGGAGGAGGAGCAUGGCAGAUGCAUGAAGCGGCGGACAUCGUUCUACCUCCCCAAAGAUAGUGCGAAGCACCUGCAUAUAAGCUCAGAAACUCGGGUGCGAGAGGUCAUCCAAGCGUUGCUCAACAAGUUCACUGUGGUGGACAACCCUGCAAAAUUUGCUUUGUUUGAGCGCACAGAGAAACAAAGUUACGUUUUCAUGCGUAAACUCUCUGACGACGAGCGUCCGUUACACCUGCGCUUGCGUGCCGGCCCCAGUGAAACGCUCCUGUGUCUGGUUUUAAAGGAAAAUGACACCGGAGACGUAAAUUGGGACGCCUUUAGCUUUCCGGAGUUGUGCAACUUUCUGCAAAUCCUGCAGCGCGAGGAGGAGGAGCACGUGCGGCAGAUUGUGAGGCGCUACGCUCUCGCUAGAGAAAGGAUGAAACAAGCCAUGGCUCAAAUGAACACUCCCGGUUGACUCUUCAGUAUUGAUACUCUCCAUGAGCAAGAACUGCAUAAAGGGACGGACAGAACUCAGGCAGUUACAGCGCAGAAUAAUAAAACAAGAUGUUUAUUAGGAAUACCUGUGUAAGAUUAACUUUUUAAAUUUUAUAGACUUUAAGCAAAAACAUUAACAUGAACUUGAACUGUUAUUUGUUUUCUUAAAAAAUGCUGCUGAUUUAGGUUAUUUAUAGUGAUAAUAAAGAAAUAUUGAUGUUUUUGGGUUGUUUUAUGGGAUAUUUCAAGCACUUUAAUCAACCUGUGAAGCUGAGAAGUGUUUUUAUUCUGUUUGUCUAAUAAAUGUUUUCAUGGUAUUUUUGCAAAAUAAUCGUUUGAAUGUUGUGGAUAUUUUGAAUCAGCGUGCAGUAGAGUGUGUACACAGAUCACUCAGGAUCUGAAUAAUCUUUGUAUUUCUUUUUAAAGAAAUUGCUUUAAAGACUUGUCAAAAAUCAAAUUCAUUUAUCUACACACAAACUACAUCAACAACAGACUGUCAAAUCAGAGGUUAUAUAUUAAUAAAGAAAGACUUACCAGUUCAGAGAA